Messenger RNA from Nipponia nippon (crested ibis), 1146 nucleotides. The record is from RefSeq and is a predicted model, not a curated record. Lineage: Eukaryota; Metazoa; Chordata; Aves; Pelecaniformes; Threskiornithidae.
AUGAAACAAGAUAUUUUAAUAAACUUAAGUAUUAAAAAUCAUUUUUGUGUGAUCCAAUUUAAAAUGCCGAGAGGACACGGUGAUACUGUGAGCUCCUGCCAUUUUGGCUUUGAAGACACAAAAAUACUUUCAUGCUCUUACGAUAGAACAGUGAAGCUCUGGGAUGUUGAGAAAGGGUUUCCUAUUCAGGUUUUUGAAGAACACACCACCCCACUUUCUGAGUGCGACUUGACUUCUGGUGACAGAAGAGUGAUAACAUCAUCAUAUGAUAACACUGUCAAGGCUUGGGAUAUGGAAACAGGAAAAAUGCUUUGGACAGUAGAACAUGAAGGCUUUGCAACCUCAGGUAAUAUUUCUUGUGAUGGUAGGUAUGUGGUAUCUGGUUCAGACAAAGAAAUUACUAUAUAUGUUUUUGAUGCAGUAAGUGCAACAGUAGUGGCACAUAUCCAAGGUCAUCACAAAAGUACAGUCACAAGAUGUUGUUUUGACCCUGAUAACCAAUGCGUGACUUCAGUAUCAUACGAUAAGACCAUAAAGCUAUGGGGUAUGAUUCUAUGAUCCACCUCAAUUACAACUAAUGAGGGACACACCAAUGCUACCUCAGAUUGCUGCUUUACCUCUGAUGGUCAUUACUCGUGCAAAGCAUGCUGGGACAAAAGCUUAAAAAUAUGGGACAUGAAGACAGGAGAAUUCCAGUGUCAUGAACCCAUUUCCUUGAACCAAGGACAUGAAGGUUCUGUUAGUUCCUGCCUUUUUAGCCAAGAUGCAUCACUUGUUCUGUCUGGUGAAUAUGAUGAAACUAUAGCUAUAUGGGAUACAGAGGCAGGCUAUAAAAAGCUAAGCUUAAAGGGUCAUUGGGACUGGAUGACAGAUGUUGUGAUUAGCAAAAACAAGAAAUGGAUUCUUUCAGCCUCAAAGGAUUCUACUUUGAGAUUGUGGCAUAUUGAAAAAAUGGCUCAUAUUACUUCAGUGAUAGAAAGCAGAAAAGCAAGAGGCUCAAAAAUUGCUCAGUGUGAAGAACAUGAAAAACCUUUCUUAUGCCUGCAGUGUAGUGAUGAGAUGAUAUCCAAGUGUGUAUUCUGUUAUCUGUCUUCUCCAGUGAGAAAAAUUUUGCCAUUGCCACCUUCUGUUUCUCCUGAUGUUUAA